AAAAAUAAAGACAAGACAAAAAACCUUACAGAGUAUGUUCCAGGUUUGUAGAUGACAAUAUUCAACCUACAGCAAAGGCUCAAGCUGAAUUCUAUGAAAGUCCUUAUAAUUCCAAGAUAGAUAGAAUUUUUGAGAGACAGAGCUAAGCAUGUUUUAGUUGGGGACUAGGUAGGAAAUAGAUGUCCUGUUCUAAAAGCCCAAGGUAUAGUUCAGCUUUCUUGUGCUUUGUAAAAUAAGUCAAUGCUCCUACAGAUAUAGAGUUAGCAGUUAAAAAUAGUACAAGGAUGCAAGCACAAGCCCCUGUCCUUGUAACAGCAAUGCAGAAAUGCUGCUUUUAUAGGUAAAACUCUUUGUCUUACAACAUAAUGGCCUUUGAUUAUAUUUGUGGCCAGUGAUGUUCUUCAUAGCAAUAGAUUGUGAGCUAAUGGAUAGACUCAAUUUGUGAUGAAUGUACAUUUCAAUAUUGCUUUAAUGCCAUCUUCACUUUUGCUGAAAUGCUUCUCUAAUAGAUGUUGGUGUCUUCAGAGGACAGUCAGUGUUACCAGCUGUUGCUAACAUUUGAAAAGUGUGAGAAUGUCGCUUUAGCGCACAGAUUUCUUUUUCUGACAGCCCCCAAAUCAAUUGAGAAAUCAUGACACUGUCGAGCAGGAUUAGCUGAUGGUGUUUUGUGUUUUGACAUCUGUAGUUCCAUUUUAGAAGGAAGCUGCUACAUGUUUUUUUGAUCUUGGCUGUGUAAAAUCUACCUAAUUUGACGCACUCAGAAGGAUUAGAAGCUGGCAUAAGACAAUUUGUAAGUUUUAGCUACUACAGCUGGUGGGCCAGAGCAAGAUGUUUUGUUGCGUAAUCCAUAUUGAAAUUCUGAGAGUCAUACUGCGAGUCUCUGGUGGCUGAAAAACACAAGUAGGCUUCUUGAAUGAUUCCCACUGAAGCUCAGACAAUUCUGAGCAAGCUGCUUUUGCUCAGUAAGAAUUGUUUUUGGAUUGUAGGGUCUCCUUGCAUCUAAUGCUUAUAGAAGAGCUAAAUGCAGUGCUAAAUCUAACAAAGUCUGUGAUGAGAGACGUAAUUGCUAGUUGGUCUUGAGUGUAUUUGGAAGAAGAGCAUGUGUUUCACACAGACUUUCUGACCUACAGCUCUGCAAUAAGUACAUCUUGGAAAGAUGACCUCAGUGAAACACUUGGCUUUAGUAGUCAGUGUUUUAAAUGGACUGCAGGUUUUCAGCUUUAAAAUUAGGCAAAAGAGAAAACAGUUCAUGGCAGAAAUCUGAAGUAUCCUUUCUCAGAAAUUGCCUUAAAAAUUCUAAUGCCAUGUUAAAUUUUUGAAGUAGCUCACAGUCUAAAUUUGACUUGGCUGGCAAAAUAUGUGGAGUUUUAAGAGCAGUAAUUACAUAAUGUGGAAAAUUGUAAUGGGAAGAUCUUACGUACAUAUGUUUGAAAAUUGUGAAUUUCAGGAACAAAUUUUGAAGUUUUCCAGAUGGAGAUUAAACUAGUGUCGCACUGAUUUCUGUUCUGUCUGAGCCUUGUGGUACUCCUGUACUUAAGCAACAGGGGUUUUAAUUUAUUUUGGUAGUCAUAGUAAGUCCCAAUGUGAUGAAGGUUUGAAAAAAGCUGUGGUUUCUUGAUGAAAGUGGGGAUGAGAGUUAGGUGUUUAAAUGUGUGAGCGUGCCAGCCAAGGAUCAAAAUAAGAAUAAUUUUAGGCAAUCUUGAAUUUCACAUAAAACAUUGGUGAUACCAAUUGUUCAUUCCCUCACACAGUUGUGAUACUGCUGAUGACUCAAAUAGUCCAGCUGCUGAUCAGAAACUGCAGAGAUUCUUAGUGUAGAGGAAGCUGUAAGAUAUUGCAAGAAUGAGUGUCUUGAUUUGCUGCAGUUAGCAAAGGAACAGGUAUAUCCACGUAAAGCCACUGUGGCUGUCCAAAUGAUGCAGAAGCUAGAAAAUACUGAGGUAAUAAAACAAGGAUUGUGUUAAGGAUGUAAGACUCUACUUCUUCAGGUGAGUGUGGAAUAGAGAUAGAAGUAAAGCAUUAUACAAUGGAAGGUAACUGAAUUGCCAUAACAUACUGUAAAUUGUGCAUAUGCAGUCCUAUGAGUACUUAUUACCUAAGUACUGGCAAAAGAGGGAACACUUCAGCAUUCAAAUACAUUGUGAGACAGUCUACACAGAGGUAGGAAGGAGUGCUCAGGGUAUCCUGUUAUAUUCUUUGUGAUGUGUUGAGCAGCCUUUCUGUAGGUCUGCUGGCUGCAUUUGCUUUCAUGCUUUAGAUGAGUUUAUUUAGCUAAGUCCUUACUCUGAUUUAGCUGAAUAAGCUUUAUAUGUUUUUAUGGAAUGAAACUGCCAUUGAGUGAUUGCUGGAGUACUGAUGUUCUUCUGUGCCUUAAAUCUUGAUGUCAGAAAAGAAGUUAGUAGGAUUUGUUUUACAGAAUGGAUGAACAGAGUUUCUCUUGAAAAUUCAAGUAAGUAUUUAGAGGCAAAUGCCUUAGUCACUUUUUCUUAUAAGGGUUGAGAGAAGGACAUUCAGACAUGGAAUGGGAAAGGUAAUGUAAGUAGAACUUCUCUACCAGAAGUGUCCCUGCUGAUUGUGUUUUGCAAUACUGUUAUUGCGUAUUUUUUCAGAAGUAGAAUUGCAUACCCGAAGGGGUGGUUUAAGCCAUCUUUUCUGUGUUGCUUUUUUUAGUUGCCUGUUGCUUAUUAUUUAAAUUGAUGAAAAUUUAUGCAAUAUUACUUGGAAGGAGGUAGAGGAGUCGGGUCAGAAGAUCAUUUACUCUCUCAUUUCCAUCUAGCUGCAUUGGCAUGAUGAGGUAGAGAUUUGAGUGGGUUUUGCAGUUAUUCAGGCUGUACCUGGCUGUCAUGGGGAAUAAACAUUUGAAAUGGACUUAUUGAGCUGGCUUUGUCUCUAAUUCUGAAAUGAGUAGUAGAUACAGUCCAAAUAUUCACAUUCAUGGUACCUGAAUUUCUUUAGGGAUAAAUCUGCUUCUGAGAGUCUUGUGCUUAGACUUGUCUCUCAAUAUAUUGGGAUUUGGACAGUCUGCCAUGAUAUCCAAGAGGCUGUUUCUGUGUAAUGUUACGGAAAGCUUGCUGUUAAAAUACCUUAAUGUAAAUAAAAUUGUCUAACGAUAUAUGUUAUGGUAGUACCUGAUGUUAAUAAUAUAACUCUAAUAAAACACCCUAAAGAAAUGGUUCCCUGAGUUAGACUUGGUGUGGUGGAUAUCAAAAUUUAUUAAUUAAAUAUAUAGACAGCAGAAAAAGGGCUAGGGUUUGUCUACCCACUCUUCAAACUUGGCCUUAUAAGUUUGCUGCUUCUAGUAUUGUGUUUGUGGAAUGUGAUUUUUAGUUUCAGUACAGAAGCGGAGAACUUCUCCAAAUCUUACUUGAGAUUAACUUAUUUUCUGAAUGGAUUGUGGAAGUUAUGGUCUUAUCACUUAUAUCCUGCAGGAACAGCUGUGCCUAGACUUGAGCCACAUCUUUGGAGAAAGAUGUGCUAAAUGGUGAGAUAGUUUUUGAUAGCUCGUGGAACAAGUGGGGUGAAAAUGUACUUGUUUACCUACAGAAGUAGUUAAGGUUCCUUGUACCACUGUUCCGGGUGAUCUUGUGGGAAGUAUGUGCAAAGUGGUGAGGAAUAGGAGGAGAAGAUGGUCCCUUACAUCUCUGGUCUAGUAAAGAGUGUUUCUCUUUAAUAGAGAAAGGAAGAUGGAUGCAGAAGAAUCCGUAUUGCGGCCAUCUGUCUUGGCAGAGGAGAAGAUUGUUAAUGGGGUAUUUCGAUUUCUGAAGUUCCUUUGAGCAUAUGCGUAUGUAGCCAUUGCACUGAAAUGGGCAAUAUAUUGCAGCAAUGGUAGCAUAUGAACUUUGUUUCCAUUUUAUUUUUGUAAUGAAGUUUUUGUUUCAGUGCCGUCCAUUUUGAUUGUCCUCUUGAAAUGCUGGAACAUUAAUGCUGUGGCCUCUGUUUUUAUUAUCCAUUAGCAUUAAGUUUCAUAUGCAUCAACCCAACCCAGUUUGAAGGUGGAGCAAGAUCUUGGGAUUUAUUUAAAUUUUCUGUAUCUGCUGUUCAUCUCCAGUCUUGAUCCCUCAAGCAUAACUAGAGACGGCAACUCCAAACUAACAUGGCAGUCAGACUGUGUGAUGUGGCUUCUCUGCUUAGAAGUGGUUCGUGGGCAGCAGAGCCUUGGACUGGGCAGGUAAUUGCUGCCAUGGAAACACAACUGUCUAAUGGACCAACUUGUAAUAACACAGCCCAUAGUUCAGCCACCAUAAACAAUUGCUCAUCACCAGUUGAUUCUGGGAAUGCAGAAGACAGCAAGACCAAUUUAAUAGUCAACUACCUUCCACAAAACAUGACACAAGAGGAACUGAAGAGUCUUUUUGGCAGCAUUGGGGAGAUAGAAUCCUGCAAGCUUGUCAGGGACAAAAUAACAGGACAGAGCUUGGGUUAUGGUUUUGUGAACUACGUUGACCCCAAGGAUGCUGAAAAAGCUAUCAAUACCCUGAAUGGAUUGAGACUUCAAACUAAGACUAUAAAGGUUUCUUAUGCACGCCCAAGUUCAGCUUCUAUCAGAGAUGCAAAUUUGUAUGUUAGUGGACUUCCAAAAACAAUGACCCAGAAAGAACUGGAACAGCUCUUUUCCCAAUAUGGACGUAUUAUUACUUCUCGUAUUCUGGUUGACCAAGUCACUGGGUUGUCACGGGGCGUGGGGUUUAUCCGGUUUGACAAGCGAAUUGAAGCAGAAGAAGCUAUCAAGGGCUUGAAUGGCCAGAAACCUCCAGGUGCCACAGAGCCCAUCACUGUAAAGUUUGCUAACAAUCCAAGCCAAAAAACCAAUCAGGCCAUUCUUUCCCAGCUGUACCAUUCUCCAAACAGAAGGUAUCCCGCCCCUCUAGCUCAGCAGGCUCAACGUUUUAGGUUGGACAAUCUGCUCAACAUAGCUUAUGGAGUAAAGAGUAGGUUUCCUCCAAUGACCAUUGAUGGAAUGACCAGUUUGGCCGGAAUUAAUAUCCCUGGACAUGCAGGAACUGGGUGGUGCAUUUUUGUGUACAACUUGGCCCCUGAUGCUGAUGAGAGUAUCCUCUGGCAAAUGUUUGGACCCUUUGGAGCAGUGACCAAUGUGAAGGUCAUCCGUGACUUUAACACCAACAAGUGCAAAGGUUUUGGAUUUGUGACUAUGACAAACUACGAUGAGGCAGCUAUGGCAAUAGCCAGCCUGAACGGAUACCGCCUUGGUGACAGAGUACUGCAGGUCUCCUUCAAAACAAACAAAACGCACAAAGCCUAACCAGUUAUUCUCAGUGCAUUAAUACAUGAAAACUAUACAACAAAGGCGAUUUACAGGAAGCUUUAUGCAUUAGUAAAUGCCUUUGUUGUAUGCCAGUGUGGAAAUGGGGAUAAAAUGACUACUUAGCAUCCUAAGAAUAUGUGAGAUUUUUUUAUUGCUACUAUCUGAAUUAGAACUUCUUAACUAUCUUUUGUGUUUGAGUAUUGACAAGAGGUACAGGGUUUUUACCUGUCACAAUGCGUAUUCUAUUGCCUUCUUUGAAGAAGGUGGACCUUGUAAAACGUUUCAGCUAAUGGAAGAAGUUUUUUUUCUUUAUACAUGACUGCCUUUAAUCUAUGAGUAAAUAGCGAGGCUUUGUGUAAUACUUUAUUUUUUUUGUCAUUUCUUGAUUUACUUUGUUUUUAAUUUACAUUGUAAUGCAAUAUUGUUUUGUUGUUCAAGAAAAGUAUCUGAAGUUUACAUUUUAUUUAUAAUGUUAUAAGCAGUAUUUAUUUCAUCAUCUUCAUUUGGGUUGGGGAGUGGGAACACAUUAUAAAAGCUUAUUGUAAGAAUACUGGAGAACUUUUCGUAAAGCAGUACCUUGCCAAAGAGAUAAGAGCCUCUUUGAUGUGGGUUUAAAAAAGCAUCUAUUUUUAUAAAAAAAAAAUAAAAAAUUUGGAGAAACUUUUUACUGGUCCUGGAACAAAUAUUUUGACUUGAAUACUUUGAGAAAUCUCUUCGUAUGACAACUAGUGAGCUUUUAAAACUUACCAGGAAAUUUGCAAUUGUUGGGAAAAAAUUUAGAAAGAUUUAUGAUGUAGAACUACUUUUGAGACCUUUGUGUUAAGAAGUAAAGUCAGUGGGAUGCACUGUUGGUUUCAUUUUUUGUAAUCAUCAGUGGAGUCAUUGAUCAUCCUGGUUAUUAAGUGAUAGGUGGCUCACUUUAAUUUGUGAUUUUGAAGCAAAUGAAAAUUUAAAAAAAGAAUAUAAGAGCAAGCAGAAAACUUAAAACACUGAGAUAUGGGGGAAAAAAAAUCUGUUCUUCCUAAAGAAUUCCCUUCAGAUAGAGCUCAAGGUGUUUAGUGAUGUACUUGCUAUUGUUUGAAGAAUUGUUUUGUCUUAAGAAAAGACAUCAAGCAUGAUUUGUGCAGUAGCAAAUCAGCUGAAGUGGCCUGAGUUGGGUGCAUUAGGAGGUAUUUUGAAAGUUAUGUUCAAGGCUAACACCUGAGCUUUGUGUAAUGUAAAUAAGAACUUAAGUUAUGAACCUUUCAGCUAAUUUUGGUUAUAGUUUUUUUUAAAAGUUACAUGCCAAGUGAUGUUCAAUUUUGAAUGUUUUUGUAUAAUUUUUUUCUUUGUAAAUGGCAUUAACAUUGUUACUUGAGGUCUGCUUCUUUUCUUUUUUUUUUUUUUUUUGUCCUGAGGACUUGAAUUUACAGUGCAUCAGAUCUGUUGCUAUUUUUGUCUGUAGAUAGUCUAGCUUCAGCUGUUUAUGGUGAUGCAACAUUUUUGUUUAUAAAUAUGUUUGUGGUAAAAAAAACAAAUAUAAACAUAUGUUUUGAGCAGAUUUCCUUACAUUUUUCAUAUGAAAACCAUAAAUACCUGUAUGCUAUUGAAGUUUAACUUUGUAUGAUGCUUAAAUCACUAUUUGGGGAAAUAGAAAAAGUCUUUACCAUGUAUUGAAGAAAUUUAAGGAAAACAAAUACAGAAUAUUUUCUGAUUAGCAUCUAGCUUAUAAUUAAAUUUUUAAAAAAAAAGCUGAGGGUUUGAUGCCUUCACCAGGAUGCACUGACAACUAUGUAGUUACGUCCUGCUUUUUGUAUAAACUGAGAUGCUCAUAUGCUUCCCCUUAGAAAAAGCAAUGUUCUAUGCAUAACAUAGUUGUACACUAUCUUUGCAGUUGUUUUCGGUUCUUCUUCUUUUAAAUUGUAGUUAUAAAAUUUUCAGUAUAGUACAGUACAUAUACUGUGAAGCGCGUGCUAAAGUGAUUAAGCAAGUUUUCAUGCUGACCCACUCAAUGCUAUUCAAAAAUCAAUUGGCUUCCUGAGUACUUCUUCAUUCUUAGGUGCAUUUAGAUUGUUAAAGCUAAUCCUCUGCAUUAAAAGUUGUAUAUAGUAUAGAAAUCACAAACUUUCUGAUGUGGGAGAAAUAGUAGCUACAUGCUUCUUUCCUAUACUACUGUAGCAACUAAUGGCAUUGAUGAGAAGGCAUGUAAAUUGGGCUUCACUUUACAGUGUUUAUCAGAGCACUUAGUAAAAUAUAAGGCUGGUAUUUAUUUGAAGUUGUAUAGUAUGACUUAAUUCACAUUUGUUGGAAUAGAGAAUAUAUUCUGUUGGGUAUUUAAGAGGUUGUACAUGUUUUCUUUUGUGUUUGGAUUCUUUGUACUUUUUCAUGUUCAGUACAUCAAUAAACAAAGUUGAAGGGAAA
Melospiza georgiana is the source of this 7663-nucleotide messenger RNA. It is a transcript of the gene ELAVL2, whose product is annotated as ELAV like RNA binding protein 2. The record is from RefSeq and is a predicted model, not a curated record. NCBI's taxonomy places the organism in Eukaryota, Metazoa, Chordata, Aves, Passeriformes, Passerellidae. Gene Ontology annotation, molecular function: RNA binding. Gene Ontology annotation, cellular component: ribonucleoprotein complex. The transcript has 8 exons. The coding region runs from base 4094 to 5260 and encodes 388 amino acids.